This is a messenger RNA of Armigeres subalbatus, 1005 nucleotides long. RefSeq lists its product as uncharacterized. The record is from RefSeq and is a predicted model, not a curated record. Bases 1 to 894 code for a protein of 297 amino acids. The transcript has 5 exons. NCBI's taxonomy places the organism in Eukaryota, Metazoa, Arthropoda, Insecta, Diptera, Culicidae.
AUGAUCAUCCCAAUUGACGUUCGAUCGUCAAAUAUCCUGGAGAAGUACUCGCCCAUGGAUAGUGUAGUUGAAAAUAAUUCCAAGUGGGUAGAAGUAACUCAUUACAACCCUAAGGACCUGGCGUUUGUUGUGCAAGUCUGCCAGUUCUGCGAUUUUGAAGUGCUCGUGAGGUUCCGUUGUCGUACGAACAGACGAAGAACCAUAUCCAGCCCAAGACGGGUUCACUUGUUAAAAAGCGGGGUAAAACCUACGGCACGAGUACCAUCGGAUCUCGUUAAGAGGGACUGGAAAUCGGACAUUGGGCACGUGAGAGGUGACACAGCACGUGAAUUCCCGAAAUUUGCCGGAGAAAGUCGCCAAAAGGGCAAUUGGAAACGUCGGCGUUCGGCGAGAACACUGAAGCUCAACGAACAUAAGCUGGCAUACGAAAAACGAGACCAAGACGCAUCGCAUAACAGUGGACUGCUACAAGCAUCGAAGGCCACUUGCGGAGCGGAAUCUAGGCAGCACAAAACACCCCACUUAUUGGGGUUUUUAUGCCGGAUUUCGUUUUUCGUGCCGGAUCAAAUUCGUCCGACGUCGGUGCGCGAUCGUUGCUGUUUGGCUGGAGGAAAGGAGCGUGCUAGCCUUGGCGAGGGCAUCGUAGCUAUCGGUGGGGACCAGCUUCGAAACCGUCGAGUGGUGUGCACUGGUGCAAGUUUGGUGGCUGUGGUGUGCGGAGACAUCGUCAUCUUCGACGAGAGUAUCGACUGCCUCGGAGGGACCCCAUCCAGCAACCCGGUCGUACUGGAUGGCCAGAGGGGUCUCCAGCAGAGGAGUAUCGUCGGUGCGAACAUCGGGAGCGGCAUGCAAGAUUCGCGGCGGCGAGAUGAUCGCAGCACAGGCGAAACGUAGGGGGACGCCCCGUUAGGUGGUACCGUGAGUACUGAACAAAUUAAUUUGUAAGAUGGAAGAAGUAGAGAAGGAGAAGUAAGACGAAGAGAGUAGGGAUGAGAAUGUAGUGAG